AUGACGCCACCAGAGCUUGUCCAGAGUCAUGAGCACUCUUACGUGGUUUCAUCGGCAACCACGCCAGCUCAGACAUCACCCCCGGCACCACACAGGCUGUCCAUCGUUCAGACCGUGCCCUCCUACAACCCACCUACGCAGUACGUUCCGACGCCGCAAUCAGCAUCCUACUUUCACCCACCCCCACAGGGUCCCGCCGAGCAAUCCAUGCCGUACUUUGCCCCUCCUCCGAGUGAGCCCCUGACGCCUGCGCCGACCAAGUCUCGCAGCGUCGCCCGGCCAUUGAGCCAGUUGUAUCACAGGACAUUACAAAAGGUCGCUUCGCCCCCGAUGAGCCCGCCUUCUGCCCCAAUGCAGCACGUACCGGGCCCAGAUACGCAGCCCUACCGGGUUGUGCCCCUGGAACCGACGUACGAUGCCGUUCCAAUCCCGCAAAGCUACCAUGACAAGCGUCCGCUGUCACAGGUGUUUCCGCCAACACCAAUGUCUCUGCUUAACUCUCCCAUGCCCGUUCAGCAGCAGCAGCAGCACUACUCUGGUGCAAGUUACUUUCCUCAGACAGCCCCACCAAAUCAACCUGGCUACCCAAGUCAGCCGCAAUAUCCUCCGCCUGGUCCUGCGGCUUACCAGGCGCCGUACACACCUCCUGUCACUGAUGCGCCAUGGCAGGGCUACCAGCGUUGA
Emericellopsis cladophorae is the source of this 684-nucleotide messenger RNA. RefSeq lists its product as uncharacterized. The record is from RefSeq and is a predicted model, not a curated record. Bases 1 to 684 code for a protein of 227 amino acids. The transcript has a single exon. Lineage: Eukaryota; Fungi; Ascomycota; Sordariomycetes; Hypocreales; Bionectriaceae.